AUGGCUGCAACUCCCUCUGCUUCAUUUUCCCGCUUCUCUGUUAUCUCUAAACCACCUUCCCAACCGCAAUUCAUUCUCUUCAACUUCCCUAAUCGAACCAAAACCCUCUAUUCUCGAACCAGCGCAACCCGGUUCAGAUGUUCCGCCGGUCAGAUCGGGUUAUUCUCGAAAAUUGGCCGGUUGCUAAAGGAGAAAGCGAAGAGCGACGUAGAGAAGCUAUUCUCUGGUUUUUCGAAGACUCGCAAUAACCUCUCCGUCAUCGACGAGCUUCUCCUCUACUGGAAUCUCUCUGACACUGAUCGAGUCCUCGAUGAACUCGAAGAGGCUCUUUUAGUGUCUGAUUUUGGGCCAAAAAUUACUAUAAAGAUAGUGGAGAAUUUGCGUAAGGAUAUACUUGCAGGGAAGCUUAAAUCAGGAAGUGAGAUAAAGGAAGCACUGAAGAAGAAUGUUUUGGAUUUGUUAAGCAACAAGGGAAGUAAAACUGAACUUAAACUUGGAUUCAGGAAACCAGCCGUAAUAAUGAUAGUUGGUGUUAAUGGUGGUGGGAAGACAACAUCUUUGGGAAAGCUGGCUUAUAGAUUGAAGAAUGGAGGUGCUAAGAUAUUGUUGGCAGCUGGUGAUACAUUUAGAGCAGCUGCUAGUGAUCAGCUAGAGAUAUGGGCUGAAAGGACCGGGUGUGAGAUUGUUGUGGCUGAAACUGAAAAAGCCAAAGCGUCAGCAGUGCUUUCAAAGGCUGUAAAAAAAGGAAAAGAGCUAGGUUAUGAUAUUGUAUUAUGUGAUACAUCUGGACGUUUACACACCAAUUACAGGCUAAUGGAAGAGUUGAUUUCUUGUAAAAAGGCUGUUGCUAAAGUAGUUGCUGGUGCACCCAAUGAGAUCCUACUGGUUCUGGAUGGGACUACUGGUUUGAAUAUGUUGCCACAGGCCAGAGAAUUCAAUGAAGUUGUGGGUGUAACUGGUUUAAUAUUGACCAAACUGGAUGGGUCUGCACGAGGUGGCUGUGUGGUCAGCGUGGUUGAUGAACUUGGAAUCCCUGUAAAAUUUGUGGGUGUUGGUGAAGGUGUUGAAGACCUUCAACCCUUUGAUGCAGAAGCAUUUGUCAAUGCUAUUUUUAUGUAG
This is a messenger RNA of Lathyrus sativus (Indian pea), 1119 nucleotides long. Lineage: Eukaryota; Viridiplantae; Streptophyta; Magnoliopsida; Fabales; Fabaceae. The record is from the annotation of a GenBank genome assembly.